Cotesia glomerata is the source of this 1768-nucleotide messenger RNA. Its product is annotated as putative ankyrin repeat protein RF_0381. Lineage: Eukaryota; Metazoa; Arthropoda; Insecta; Hymenoptera; Braconidae. The coding region runs from base 111 to 1694 and encodes 527 amino acids. The transcript has 2 exons. Gene Ontology annotation, cellular component: cytoplasm. The record is from RefSeq and is a predicted model, not a curated record. Gene Ontology annotation, molecular function: protein binding.
GUUAGAGAAUUAAAAAUAAACUAAACAGCUCCGCUUAAAAAUAAAGCUAACAAAACAUGUCAGAGUUUUACACGUUUAAAGAAUAAAAACAAAAACAACUACCAGAAAUAAUGGCUGCGGUUAAUAGCAACAUAUUAAGCCGAAAAUUAUCCAACGCAGUACAUCGCGGUGACUACGACGAAGUACUUAGCCUAAUAACAAUCCUAAAAGAAACUGACGAGAAUUUAUGGCAAGACUGCAGUUAUUCUUUAUUGAGCGAUGCGAUAAAAAAAGGGCACAAAUCGGUGGCCAUUUUGUUGUUGAACAACCAAGCGAAGAUAUGUCCAAGCGACAACAAAGGAGACUCAGCUUUUCAAUUGGCAGUCGAGAACGAUGAGUAUGAAAUAGCAAAGCUUCUUCUUGAACAAGGCGCAAAUGUUGAUGAAGUUAUUAAAUCAGGUGAUUAUCAAGGUAGUACUUUGUUACACGUGGCAUUUGACAACAAUGAGCUUGAAAUAGUCCAAUUAUUGCUGGAUUAUGGUGUGAAUAUCAACGUAGUUGACAGUGAAAUGAAAACUUGUAUUUUUUAUACGACGCAAUUGACGGAUUUGACGAUGCUGGAAUUGCUGCUAAGAAACGGCUCGGAUUUGAAGGUCGUUGAUUUGGAAAACAACACUCCGUUGUUCAACGCAGUGAGUUCGACGAGUUUGGCAAGUGUGAACUUGUUUCUGCACUAUGGAGCUCAGGUGAAUGUCACGAAUAAGUUCCUUAUGACUCCGUUGCAUUUGGCAGCGCAAAAUCCGUCCUGGAAGAUCAUGGAGAGCUUGAUAAUGAAGGGUGCGAAUGUAAGCGCGGCUGAUUUGAAAGGUUUGACGCCUUUACACACUGCAAUAUUGCAAGGGUUCGUUGGGAACAUCAAGUGUCUUCUUAUAGCUGGCGCUGAUGUUAAUGCGAGGGAUAUUAACGGUGAAACUCCGCUAAAUUAUGCAGUUCAGCAAGAAGACAUGGAGGAUAUGAUUGAAGAACUGUUGAGGCGCAAUGCUGAUGUCAAUUGUUGCGAUAACAAUGGCCUUAAGCCGCUUCAUUCUGCUGCAGAUGCUGCAUUUGAUGAGUACAUUGAAAUACUUCUGGAGUUUGGCGCUGACAUUGAAGCUAUCGAUAAUGAAGGACGCACUGCGCUGCAUAUGACCGACAGUUUUGAUAAUGAUUAUCAUCUGAGGUGGGAAAGUGUUCCGCUGAUGUUUAAGUUGUUUAAGGAUCAUAUCUUCAAGAUGCAAAUAGUAGAUUUGGUGGUCGGAGAAGAUAAUUUGAAGAUUAUCAACGAGUAUUAUGGAAAUAAAAUUGAUGUUACGGAUAGUUUUAAAGAAAGGUGCUUGAAAGAGAUUGAAGAAAUGAAAAGAGUUAAAAUUAGAACCACUGGAAUCAGCUACUUUGAUAUUUUGAAGAAAGGCAGGCAUAAAGUCGCUAGAUAUGCGAUGAUUCCUGGGAUUGAAGAUGCUUUCAAGAGGUUUGAAUACGCAAACUUGUUUCCGCUCUACCGAGGGAUCUUGAAGAAAUGCUUCGAUUGUGCAGCGAAGAGAAAGCAAGUUUUGGUGUUAGAUAAAUAUCGUCUUCUUGAUAAUGUCUUUCCUCUGGUGCCGGAAUAUUGCGUUGAUGAAAUAAUUAAAUUCUUGGGAGAUAAUGAUUUGAAAACUUUUAUCGAGGCUUGCUAUUAAAUGUUUUUGAUUUCUUCUGAUAUAUUUAUGUGUGAAAAGACAAUUAUAUAAUUGUUAUUGUACAUUGAAGAUAU